Phialemonium atrogriseum is the source of this 1980-nucleotide messenger RNA. Its product is annotated as nucleolar GTP-binding protein. Gene Ontology annotation, molecular function: RNA binding; GTPase activity; GTP binding. The transcript has 9 exons. Gene Ontology annotation, biological process: ribosomal large subunit biogenesis. Gene Ontology annotation, cellular component: nucleolus. The record is from RefSeq and is a predicted model, not a curated record. Lineage: Eukaryota; Fungi; Ascomycota; Sordariomycetes; Cephalothecales; Cephalothecaceae. The coding region runs from base 1 to 1980 and encodes 659 amino acids.
AUGCCGCCCAAGACGACGUGGAAGGAUAUUGCCCCGGUGCCAACCGCCCAAGAAUUCCUCGACAUUGUCCUCAGCCGAACACAGCGAAGGCUCCCAACCCAAAUAAGAGCUGGGUUCAAGAUCAGCAGGAUAAGGGCUUUCUACACUAGGAAGGUCAAGUUCACACAGGAGACGUUCAGCGAGAAACUCGGGAGCAUCCAGCAGAGCUUCCCGGUUCUCAAUGACAUCGCUCCGUUCCACCGAGAUCUCAUGAACACGCUGUACGAUGCGGACCACUUCAAGGUUGCUCUAGGUCAGGUUUCGACGGCGAAGCACCUCAUCGAAUCCAUAUCGCGAGACUACGUCCGAUUGAUCAAGUAUGGACAGUCGCUGUUCCAGUGCAAGCAGCUGAAGAGGGCUGCGUUGGGUAGAAUGGCCACAAUCCUGAAGCGACUCAAGGACCCGCUUCUGUACCUGGACCAAGUUCGGCAACAUCUGGGCCGACUUCCGUCAAUCGAUCCGAACACCAGAACCCUGUUGAUCUGUGGCUAUCCGAACGUUGGGAAGAGUUCGUUCCUGCGCAGUGUCACUCGUGCCGACGUUGAGGUGCAGCCCUAUGCCUUCACGACCAAGAGUCUCUACGUUGGCCACUUGGACUACAAAUACCUCAAAUUCCAAUGCAUAGAUACCCCGGGUCUGUUGGAUCGACCGCUGGAUGAAAUGAACACGAUCGAGAUGCAGAGUAUCACGGCCAUUGCUCAUCUCCGGUCCGCCAUCCUUUAUUUUAUGGAUCUGAGUGAGCAAUGUGGUUAUUCCGUUGAAGCCCAGAUCAACCUUUACAAGUCCAUCAAACCGCUCUUCAGCGGCAAGUUGGUCUUCAUUGUAAUCAACAAGAUCGACAUCAAGCGGCCCGAAGAUCUUGACCCAGAGACUCAAGCCGCCUUGCAGGGCAUGCUGAAGUCGGGCGAGGUUGAGAUGCUCCAGCUUAGUUGCAAUACGCAAGAGGGUGUGCAAGCCGUAAAAAAUGCUGCCUGUGAGCGCCUGUUGGCAGACCGUGUCGCCCAGAAGCUCAAGGCGGGGACUACUAGCAGCGGGGCGGUUGGUGGCAGGCUUGCUGAUGUGAUGAGCCGCAUCCAUGUCGCCCAGCCGCUUGACGGCGUCACUCGAGAGGCGUUCAUCCCGGAAGCCGUGAAGUACAUGAAGAAGUAUGACAAGAGCGACCCAGAGAAACGAAAGCUGGCAAGGGAUGUAGAAGGGGAGAAUGGUGGCGCGGGAGUCUUCAACGUCGACCUGAGGGCAGACUAUCUCCUCAAGGACCCAGCCUGGAAGUACGACAAGGUCCCAGAGCUCCUCGAUGGAAAGAACGUAUACGACUACAUCGAUCCAGAUAUCGAUGCCAAGCUUCAGGCUCUCGAAGAGGAGGAAGAGAGGCUGGAGAAGGAAGGCUUCUACGACUCGGAGGAAGAUAUCGACGACUCAGAGGAGGAGAUCCUCCACAAGGCCAGUCUCAUCCGCGAGAAGCAGGCCCUGAUCCGCAACGAGGCCAGGAUGCGCAAGUCGCUAAAGAACCGGGCCAUGAUCCCUCGGAAGUUUGGGAAGAAGACCAUCUCGCAGCUCGACGACCACCUCGACGAGCUGGGCGUCGACACCACAGACAUUGUGCGCCGCGCCAGGGAGCAGUCGACGACGCGCGGCCGUUCCACGACCAGGAGCCGACUGGGCACCGAGGACGGCGACGCCAUGGACGUCGACUCGGCGCAGACGGCGCAGGAGCGCUUCCGGUCGCGCAGCAGGGCCCGCAGCCAGCCGGCCGUCAACCGGAGGGAGGACGGCGUGCAGGACGUGACCUCGCGGAGCAAAGCCGAGAGGGCGGCCAAGCUGGGCCAGCGCAAGAUGAACCGCAUGGCCAGGCAGGGCGAGGCCGACAGGCACGUCGCCGCGGCGCUGCCGAAGCAUCUGUUCGCAGGGAAGAGGGGAAUGGGGAAGACGUCUCGGCGUUAG